UAUUGUUUUAAUCUUAUUUAAAUGUGUACUUCCCACCGAAUACAAAUCUGUUCAAAUGUAUGUGUACUGCUCGAUUGAAAGUGUCUAACUCGAAGAGUGUUAAAAAUGUUGACAAAAAUUUCAAUAUUUCUAUGGUUAUCCUGUUUGUCAGGAAUAUUCUCUAUUGCAAAUCCUGUGAAAUGGAUUCCAUUAACCGGGAAUUGGAUUAUUUCAAAUAAAACGACAUCGAAUCAAAUACACACCCUGUAUGGUUUAGAUAGUUACAGUGCACAAUGGUUGUCUGGAAAUACAAAUGACCCAUUCAAAGAUUAUAAUGAUGUCAGCUUAAAAUGGAUUGGAUAUGAUAAUUGGACAUUUAGUAAAACAUUCACAAUUGAACAGUAUCAUUUAAACAAAUCUACUGUUGUUGAAUUACACUUAGAUGGUAUUGAUACAUUUUGUGAUAUAAUACUAAAUAAUUAUCGAUUAGGCACAACAGAGAAUAGUUUUUUAUCCUAUACAUGGAGAAUUAAUCACCUACUAAAUUUACAAGGUAUCAAUACAUUAGAAUUAAAAUGUAUGUCAACAGUAUUCAUGGCAAAGAGAAUGGCGGACGCUUUAAAAGCUCAGCGGAAGUCAAUUCCUCCGCCAGUUUGUUGGCCGGGAAGAUUUCACGGGGAGUGUCAUAUAAAUCUUGUCAGAACAACUCAAUCAAUAUUUGGUUGGGAUUGGGGUUUAAGUCUACCGAUUCAAGGAUUUUGGGUACCGCCAAAAUUAAUCAUAUCAUCGUCAUUACCAUCAUCGGCAUCAGGUUUAAGAUUUGGUGAAGGAUUUAAAUUCUAUGCUUAUUCCGAACAACAUGAAUCAAAGCAAACAUGGAAUGCUGAAAUUAGCGUUGAGAUUGUCAUAAAUGCCGUCCAUUACCGUCGUUAUUCGAAACCGUGUAUUUCAGCGUAUAUUAAAGGAUUAAAUGUAUUCAGUAGGAAGUGUUUCACUCUGAAAGAGAAAUCAAUGAUCCACUUUGAAAUAUUACGGAAUUAUUCAAAUGUUAAAUUAUGGUGGCCAAUUGGUAUUCAAACUGGACCAUAUCUUUAUACAUUGGUGCUUUAUUUAACCGAUGGUUUUUAUCGUCUCAUUGAUAGAAAAGAAUAUUCUGUUGGUUUCCGUGAAGUGGAAUUAAUUCAGGAAUAUGUCGAACCAUCUGAUACUGGAUUCGGUAGAACAUUCUAUUUCAAAAUUAAUAAUCUACCAGUAUUUAUUAAAGGCGCCAACUGGAUACCUGCAAGAUAUAUGCCCGGUAGACAAGAUACCCUGACGAGGAAUACAAGUGGCGAUAUUUUCUGGUUAGAAAAACGCCUUUUACGAUCAGCUGCGCUGUCAGGAAUUAAUUUGAUCAGAAUAUGGGGCGGUGGACGUUAUGAAAAUGAUGAAUUUUACAAUGAAGCUGAUAAACUCGGCCUAAUGAUUUGGCACGAUAUGAUGUUCGCUGUGUCUACCUAUCCGGAUAAAGAAAGUACUGAUACAGUCGAUUUGGAGAUAAAACGGCAAAUAUCACGAUUACAUUAUCAUCCAUCCAUUGUUGUUUGGUCAACAGAUAACGAAGUGAAACAAGCUAUCGCUAAUGGUUGGUAUCAACGCCCCAUGGACCCAAAUUUACUGAGUAUAUACAAAUCAAGAUUUAUAGAUUCAAUAUUCACUGUUAUUAAUAAAGAAGAGGCGACUAGUCAUAGAUCUAAAUCAAAAUACAAGCCAAGAGUAUGUUUAAUCUCUUCACCGGGAAAUGGAUAUAUGACAGAGCAGUUCAAAGGAUUAGAUCCGGAUCCAGAUAAUCCACUUUUUGGUGAUAUACACUUUUACAUAUAUUUUGGUAACUUAUGGUCAGAAUCUAACUUUAAAGUGUCACGUUUCAUCUCUGAAUUUGGAUUACAAUCAAUGCCUAGUGCACUGGCUUGGGCUAGAUCAAUAACAAAUAUAUCCGACUCAAAACAAUGGAAUAUAUUUGACUCACUCAUGAAUCAUAGACAACAUCAUUCACUAGGUAGUGUAAUGCUUCAAUUACCUCUGGAAUAUAUUAAUGCACCAAUUGAAAAACAAGAUCCAAUUCGUAAUUACAGUCGAUGGGCAUAUAUUAGUCAGUUGAAUCAAUUAAUGUGUUUACGUGCUCAGAUCAACUUAUAUAUGCGAAAUAAAUGUCGACUGAAAAUAUCUACAUCUACAGUACUAAACACUGAUAAAUUAAUUACAAUGGGUACAAUCUAUUGGCAGCUGAAUGAUAUUUGGUCAGCACCAAGUUGGUCAACUAUAGAUUCAUCUGGUCAAUGGAAACUAUCACAUUAUGCUGCUAUAAGAGAAUUUUAUGAUAUACCAAAAUGGGGACGAAUAGCUAUACAUAAUAAAGAUGAUGCAGUGAUUGAAGCCGACUGGAUACCGAAUGUACAAACUAAUGACAAUACUGUCUACAUUCCUAAUGAAUUUGAAAUCAUCUGUUAUACUAUUUGGUCAUUUGAACCAACGUAUCGUGAAAUUUUGAAUAUUUCUAGUGUAAAAAAUGGUCAGUGUCCAAUAUCAGUAUUGAACAAAUCGUUGAAAGAUUUAAACAAAUUAUGUCGUUUCAAUGGGAAAAGUGGUAGAAUUAUACAGGUAGGCAUGAAAGUAGGCCAGAAGUAUAAGCAAAGUGAUGGCGGUCUACUUCUCUUAGAUGCACCAAAGAAAAUCCAAGAUUUUCCAAAGGAUGCCGGCAGUGGUUUACGUUUAAAGUCAAUACAGUCUCUCACAGGAAAAGAUAAUUUAUCAGCAUAUCAGCAAAUGGCACCUUUUCAAACAAAUUAUAUUUAUGAAUUAAUUAUUGAAGCUAAAUCUCCAGAGUUGUUUGUUAAUUUAGAUUUGGAUCCUAUACUUGAUGUAGAGUUUUGGUAUUCAUUCAAUGGUUUUCAUUUGGUGUCUGAAAGACAGAGAAAGGUAUACUUGUAUAUUUCACCAGUGGAUAGAAUGAUACCAAUUGAUGUAUUAAAAUCUUCUAUAUGGAUUGAGUCACUUGCAACAUUGUAUAACUAACUGAACUAUCAUAUACUUAUGCAUAUGCAUGCAC
Messenger RNA from Trichobilharzia szidati, 3067 nucleotides. Lineage: Eukaryota; Metazoa; Platyhelminthes; Trematoda; Strigeidida; Schistosomatidae. The record is from the annotation of a GenBank genome assembly.